Colletotrichum graminicola M1.001 is the source of this 3219-nucleotide messenger RNA. RefSeq names its product eukaryotic translation initiation factor 3 subunit A. Gene Ontology annotation, molecular function: translation initiation factor activity; mRNA binding. The record is from RefSeq and is a predicted model, not a curated record. Gene Ontology annotation, biological process: formation of cytoplasmic translation initiation complex; translation reinitiation. Bases 1 to 3219 code for a protein of 1072 amino acids. The transcript is spliced from 3 exons. Lineage: Eukaryota; Fungi; Ascomycota; Sordariomycetes; Glomerellales; Glomerellaceae. Gene Ontology annotation, cellular component: eukaryotic translation initiation factor 3 complex, eIF3m; multi-eIF complex; eukaryotic translation initiation factor 3 complex, eIF3e.
AUGCCUCCUCCACCCCAUCAAAAACCCGAAAAUGUCCUGAAACGCGCCCAUGAGCUCAUCGGCGUCAACCAGGUUCCGGCUGCGCUGACCCUCCUCCACGAGCACAUCACCUCGAAGAGAAGCCGAAAUGUUCCCAUCGCGUCGUUGGAGCCGGUGAUGCUCCUGUUGGUUGAGCUUUCCGUCGAGCAGAAGAAGGGAAAGCUGGCCAAGGAUGCUCUGUAUCAAUACAAGAACAUCAGUCAGAACACCAACGUCGCCACCAUUGAGUUGGUCCUCAAGAAGUUUAUUGAGCUGGCCGCCGAGAAGGUUACCGCCGCUCAGGCCAAGGCCGACGAGGUCCAAUCCAGCAUCGAGGCCAACACCUCUACUGCCAAUAUCGACGACCUGGAGGCUAGCGAGACCCCGGAGUCUAUCCUCCUCGCCACCGUCUCCGGCGAGCAGUCCCGCGAUCGUACCGACCGUGCCAUCGUCACCCCGUGGCUCAAGUUUCUCUGGGAGGCCUACCGUACCGUUCUCGACAUCCUCCGCAACAAUGCCCGUCUCGAGGUCCUCUACCAGAGCACGGCCAUGCAGGCCUUCGACUUCUGCUUGAAGUACACCAGAAAGACUGAGUUCCGCAGACUUUGCGAGCUGCUCCGCAACCACGUCCAGACUGCCGCCAAGUACUCAGCCCAGAUGCACGCCAUCAACCUGAGCGAUCCCGACACCCUGCAGCGUCACCUGGAGACUCGUUUCCAGCAGCUUAACGUUGCUGUUGAGCUCGAGCUUUGGCAGGAGGCUUUCCGCUCCGUUGAGGAUAUCCAUACCUUGCUCAACCUCAGCAAGCGCCCUCCCAAGAACAUCAUGAUGGCCAACUACUACGAGAAGCUCACCCGUAUCUUCCUCGUUGGCGAGAACUACCUCUUCCACGCCGCCGCCUGGUCCAGAUACUACACCCUCCUGCGCCAGUCCGCUGUCGUCGUCGCCAGCGGACAGGGUAAGAAGGCCGACAACCCCCCAGCUACCGAGAGCGACCUUCAGAAGGCCGCCUCGUUCGUGCUGUUGUCCGCUCUCGCCAUUCCCGUCAUCAGCACCACCCGCUCCCGCGGUGCCAUGGUCGACUUCGAUGAGUCGAGGAAGAACAAGAAUGCUCGGCUUACCCACCUUCUCGGCAUGAGCCAAGCCCCUACUCGUGCUGGCCUCUUCCGCGACGCUCUUGCUAAGCAGAUGCUGAAGCGCGCUCGUCCCGAAAUCCGCGACCUUUACAACAUCCUCGAGGUCGACUUUCACCCCCUCUCCAUCUGCCAGAAGAUCUCUCCCAUCUUGACCAAGAUCGGUGCCGAUGCCGAGAUGGAGAAGUACAUUCUGCCUCUUCAGCAGGUCAUCCUUACCAGACUCUUUCAACAGUUGUCACAGGUGUACGAGACCGUCGACCUGGGCUUCGUUGAGCGUCUGGCCCAGUUCCCCGAACCCUUUCAAGUCACUCGUGGCACCAUUGAGAAGUUCAUUAUGAACGGUAACAAGAAGGGUGACCUCGCCAUUCGCAUGGACCACGCCACCGGUGUCCUCAGCUUCGAUAACGAUGUCUUUUCUUCCGCUAAGGCUGCUCACGCUGGGGCUGCCGCUGGUUCCGCUGAGGCUGACGGUAGCUCUGUUCAGCGUCUCCAGAGCACCCCAUCGGAGAUUGUCCGCUCUCAACUCACCCGCCUUGUUAAGUCUCUUCACACCACUUGCUUCUACAUCGACCCCAGCUACAACCAGUCUCUUGUGGCCGCUAGGGAAGCUGCCCUGGAGCGUGCUCGUGCUGGUGCCGAGCAGGAGCACCACGCUAUCCUUGCCAGGAAAGAUGUUAUCCAGAAGCGCAAGGAGGAGGCUUCCGAGGCCCAGGCCCGCAAGGAGAGAGAGAACGCCCGUCAGAAGCGUCUCCGUGAGCAACUGCUCCAGGACGCCGAGGACAAGCGCCUUGCUGCUGAACAGAAGGAGCGUGAGGAAAAGCGCAUGAAGGCCGAACGUGACCGCGUCCGUAAGGAGGAGCUGAAGAAGCAGAUUGCCGACCUCAAGAUUGGUACCAAGACCAUCGACUUGGACUUGGAGAACCUCGACAACCUCGACUCGGGCGCCAUCCACGCAAUCAAGCUGGAGCAGCUCAAGCGCGAGAAGAACGAUGUCAAUGAGAAGCUCCGCAUCGUCUGGAAGCGUAUUGACCACUUGGAGCGUGCGUUCAGAAAGGAGGAGGCCAAGAAGCUUGGCGAGGACUACCAGAAGCAAAUCGAGAAGGACCGCGCCACGUACGAGGCUGUCAAGGCCCAGACGCUGAAGGAGGCCGAGAUCAAGCACAAGGAGAGCGUCGAGCUGAAGCACCGCCUUACCCGUCUCAUGCCCGAGUACGAGUCAUUCCGCUCCAACCUCCACGAGCGUCGCCGCGACGAGUUUGAGAAGCGCCGCAGAGAUGCCGAGAGAGAGCUUGAGAAGCAGAUCGCUGCCCGCAAGAAGGAGUACCGCGAGCGCAAGCUCCGCGAGAAGCGCGAGCGCGAGGAGCAGGAGAGAGUCCUGCGCGAGGCCGAGGAGCGUGCCGCCAGGGAGAAAGAAGAACAGGAGCAGCGCGCCGAGGCCAAGCGGGCCGAGUUGCAGCGCCUCAAGGAGCAGCGCGAGAAGGAGCGCCAGGAAGGUCUGGAGAAGGCCGCUCUCCAGGCGAGACGCGAGGAAGAAGCCCUGGCCCGUCGCAAGGCCGAAAGAGAAGCCCAGCGGACGGCACCACUUUCCCGUGUGCCCGAGCGCGGCGCCGAGCCCUCCAGCUCCGAGGGUCGUCGCCCGCUCAACCUGCCCGGCGCUGGCAAGUGGCGCGAGCGCGAGGCCGCUGCCAAGCCUACCUCCCCCGCCAACGCAGACUCGGCUCCGCCCGCCCGCGCACCCCCUGCUCGCACCGCUCCUGUGGAGCGUACCGAAUCCGGCGACCGCCCCAGUGCCGGUGGACCGCCCCGCCUCAACCUUGCCGGCAACAAGCCCAGCUGGCGUGAGCGUGAGGCCGCUAAGGCCGCCGCUGGUGGUGCCAGCGACAGCGCGCCUCCGCCCCGCACCGCCUCCGGCGGCGCUCCCCUUAACCGGGGUGGCUCCGGUCGUGACGACCGCGAGAACGGUCGCCCCGAGCGGACCGCCUCGCCCGCCACGCCGGCGGAGCCCCUCAAGCCGUCGGGCGCCCCUGGCAAGUGGGUUCCCCGUCACCUCCGCGACAAGGCUUAA